AUGCGCUUUUUGCAAGCCAACAAACCAGAAGGCUUCGGGCGCCCCGGCCCUGCAGCAGCAGCAGCAGCAGCAACAGCAGCAGCAGCAACAGCAGCAGCAGCAGCAGAUGAAGCCAAAGGAAUUAAGAAAAUGGGAAUGCAGCAAAACUCAGCCGGCUCAGUGUCUGCUGCACGUCUUGCUGCAGCUCCUCGCUGCCCUGCAGCAGCAGCAGCAGCAGCGGCAGCAGCAGCAGCAACAGAAGCAGCAACAAGAGAAGCACUAGCACCAAUGCCGGCAGAAGCAGCAGCAGCAGCAGCAGCAGCAGCAGCAGCAACAGACCAACAGCAGCAGCACCACCAAGAGCAGCAGCAGCACCACCAAGAGCAGCAGCAGCACCAAAAGACGCUGCAAUACUACGAGCAGCAGCAGCACCAAGAGCGGCAGCAGCAGCAGCAGCACCAAGAGCAGCAGCAGCACCAUCACCAAGAGCAGCAGCAAGCGCUGAAACGCCAUGGGCACCGCGCUGAAGACGCACCGCAGCAGCAGCAGCAGCAGCAGCAGCUGCUGCAGCAGCAGCAGCCGCAGCAGCAGCAGAAGAAACGGCGGGAGAAACGACGCCAGGGCGCCCACUCACAGCAGCAGCAGCAGCAGCAGCACCCACAGCAGCAGCAGCAGCAGCAUCCACAGCAGCAGCAUCCACAGCAGCAGCAGCAGCAUCCACAGCAGCAGCAGCAGCAACCACAGCAGCAGCAGCAGCAGCAGCAGCAGCAGCAAACCGUUUGA
Messenger RNA from Eimeria necatrix, 762 nucleotides. RefSeq lists its product as hypothetical. NCBI's taxonomy places the organism in Eukaryota, Apicomplexa, Conoidasida, Eucoccidiorida, Eimeriidae. The transcript is spliced from 3 exons. Bases 1 to 762 code for a protein of 253 amino acids. The record is from RefSeq and is a predicted model, not a curated record.